Molecule: messenger RNA, 501 nt
Organism: Olea europaea var. sylvestris
Lineage: Eukaryota; Viridiplantae; Streptophyta; Magnoliopsida; Lamiales; Oleaceae
Exons: 2
Coding region: 1-501 (166 amino acids)
Molecular function (GO): nucleic acid binding
Source: RefSeq, a predicted model, not a curated record
AUGAACUCAUCUAGAAAGGACUGGUCUAAAAAGCUGGACGAUGCAUUGUGGGCUUACAGAACGGCAUUUAAGACACCGAUAGGCAUGUCUCCAUACCGCCUAAUCUUUGAAAAAGCGUGCCAUCUGCCACUAGAAAUAGAGCACCGGGCAUAUUGGACUAUGAAACAGCUAAAUAUGGACUUGAGUACCGUCGCUUAUGAAAAUUCAAAACUCUACAAGGAACGAACCAAAAAGUGGCAUGACAUGCAUAUUCAGAGGCGAGAAUUCGAAGUGGGGCAGCAAGUGCUAUUGUAUAAUUCAAGACUCAAGUUGUUCCCAGGAAAACUACAAUCACGGUGGACUGGUCCUUACACUGUCAUGAAAGUCCUACCAUAUGGGGCUAUACAAGUCAGCCAUCAGACUAAGGAUACCUUCAUUGUUAAUGGGCAAAGGCUGAAACACUACUGGGGUGGUGACUUCUCCAACCAAAAGUCCACCGUUCAACACGGGACGCCAGAAUAA